CCUCCCCUCCUCCUCCUCCUCUUCCUCCUCCUCCUCCUCCGGCCAUGGAGGGAGCUUGGUGAGCGGCCGCCCCCGGAACUGCUACAAUGUCCAGCCAGCCAUUGAGCCAUCCUGCUGAAAAUGGGGAAUGUCCUAAGCCCAUCACAGGAAACGGACCUCAUAAUUUGGUUCACCCGAACCUGGAAACCUUCACUCCAGAAGAAAUGUUGCAGCAGAUGAAGGAGCUUCUUACUGAGAACCACCAACUAAAAGAAACCAUGAAGCUGAAUAAUCAAGCUAUGAAAGGACGGUUUGAAGAGCUGUCAGCCUGGAGAGAGAAACAGAAGGAAGAACGCCAGUUUUUUGAGUCAAAGUUCAAAGAAGCUAAAGAGCGUUUGUUGGCCUUGAGCAAUGAGAACGAAAAACUGAAGCAAGAACUUGAUGGUGUGAAAGGGGAAAAAAAAGGAUUUAUGGAGGACCCUGUAGGUGACUCCAAGAAUCCCGGGAAAGACACAGAACAGGAAGUGGAGCAUCUGAAAAUACAACUGGCUCGACUUCAGGCAGAGAAGGCAGAUCUGCUUGGCAUCAUAUCAGAAUUGCAGCUCAAAAUGAACUGCACAAGCAGCUCUGAGGACUCCUUCGUGGAAAUUAGAAUGGCGGAAGGAGACGAGACCAGGGAUUUGAAAGCAGCCAUGAAUGGUUCCCAGCCAAGACCAGCGGACAACUUUGACACGAGCAAAACUGUGAAUGCAGCAAAGAGUUUCUCAGAACGUGAAGAACUAACUGUGAGUCAACUUCUGCUCUGCCUCAAGGAAGGAAAUCAGAAGGUGGAGAGGCUGGAAGCUGCCCUUCAGGCAGCCAGAGAUAGGCUCUCUGAUGUAGAAAAGAAAGCAUUGGCUCAGUCUGAGAAAGAGACCCAGACAGAGGGGAGUCAUGGAGACGAGGAAGAGGAGAAGCAGAGCCCAGAGUCUGUGAGUGUCACUGUCGGAAGUGAAGUGGAAGUAUUGAACCAACAGGUGACCACCCUGUUUAAAGAACUCCAGGAGACUCAUGCCAAACUAAGCGAAGCUGAGUUGAUGAAGAAGAGGCUUCAAGAAAAAUGUCAGGCCCUCGAAAGGAAACACUCGGCUACCUCAUUAGAGGUGAAUGAGAAGCAAGAACUGGUGUACGCCAACAAGAAGCUGGAGCUGCAGGUGGAGAGCAUGCGAUCGGAGAUCAAAAUGGAGCAAGCCAAAACAGAAGAUGAGAAGUCCAAAUUUACCAACUUACAGGCAGCACACAGCAAGCUUCUUCUUGAACACAAUAAUUCUCUGAAAGCAAUUGAGGAACUUAAAAGCAAAGAGUCAGAGAAAGUGGAUCAGGCUGUGGUAAGGGAACUCCAGGAGAAGCUGGACUUGGCAGAGCAAGCCCUGGCUUCCAAGCAGCUCCAGAUGGAUGAGAUGAAGCAGACCAUUGCCCGGCAGGAGGAAGACCUGGACACCAUGGCUGUCCUGCGAGCUCAGAUGGAGGUUUAUUGUUCUGACUUCCAUGCUGAAAGAGCAGCCAGGGAAAAGAUUCAUGAGGAAAAGGAACAGCUGGCCCUGCAGCUGACAUACCUGUUGAAAGACAGCCAUGUCUUUGAAGAUGGGGGCAGACAGUCCUUGAUGGAGAUGCAGAGUCGUCAUGGGGCCCGAACUGCAAAUGAUCAGGACCAGCAACUUCACCUCGUACAAAGAGGUGCUGAUGAGAGAAGUUGGAGGCAGCAGCAGCAACAGCAGAAUAAUAUUCCAAUACAUUCUUGCCCCAAGUGUGGAGACAUCCUGCCGGACAUUGACACGUUGCAGAUUCAUGUGAUGGAUUGCAUCAUAUAGAUCCAGACAGUUCCCCCAGUAAAACAGUCGGGAAAUGCUCGAUUCAUUCACCAACCCCACUCUACCUCCCAUAUCUUUGUAUGGCUUUUUAUCUCCCUACCAGCCCCAAUUUUGACCAUUCUGUCAAUUUCCGGAGAAAGACCUUUUAGGUUUGAAGUUAGUCACUGACAGUGGAUUUCCCUAAAUCAAUCUGCUGAAAUAGAAUCUCUAAUGUAGCCUCUCUGAAAUGAGUUCCAUUUCUCAUGUUCCGUUUCUGCCUGCUCUGAACCGCAGAUAAUAUCUGCCUGGAUUAACGCCAUCCGACUGGAGAUGACCCACAGUCAGUUGAAAAGCACUAUAAGCUGGCAGGGAAAAUGAAGUGUUUCCAGAUUUAAUCAAGAAACAAACUUCUUGGCUUGAGGCCUCUUAAAUUGGGUAACUCAUUUUCUUCUGUACCAAGUUGAAAUGAAUCUUGUGUUUUUCUCCGAAUUAGUUUUACGGUUGCCUCUAGACUACUCCUCUAUGGUGAUUUGUUCUCUGCAUUUGGAUGCUGUGUGCUUUAACCAAAUAGAGGGCAAGUGAAAAUGAAAUUGUGGACAUCUAUGAAGUAUUGUAACAGUGUUAGGCUCCCUUGAUUUUAAUGGAACAGCUUGCAUUGUAGAAGUUGUCUUUGUACUUUAGUGAUAACAAGCACACCAGUUUGUUGUACAGUAGAUGAUUUAUGAGCCUGUUAGAACUCAGACAGGCAUCUGUUCAUUUUCUUGAAUGAUUGUGUUACAUCUUCAAAGUCACAACAUGGAAAAUGAAACGCUGGCAAAAAUAAAACGUGGAUGCUUAUAAAUAUUUUAGCUCAUUAUAUGUAAUUGAUUAAUAAAUGAAUGUUUUUUUCUGAAUUAUACCAUAUGCCUA
This is a messenger RNA of Tachyglossus aculeatus (Australian echidna), 2717 nucleotides long. RefSeq names its product optineurin (gene OPTN). Gene Ontology annotation, cellular component: Golgi apparatus; cytoplasm; nucleus. Gene Ontology annotation, molecular function: K63-linked polyubiquitin modification-dependent protein binding. The transcript is spliced from 14 exons. NCBI's taxonomy places the organism in Eukaryota, Metazoa, Chordata, Mammalia, Monotremata, Tachyglossidae. Bases 87 to 1829 code for a protein of 580 amino acids. The record is from RefSeq and is a predicted model, not a curated record. Gene Ontology annotation, biological process: Golgi ribbon formation; protein localization to Golgi apparatus; regulation of canonical NF-kappaB signal transduction.